Monodelphis domestica (gray short-tailed opossum) is the source of this 9733-nucleotide messenger RNA. RefSeq names its product SNF2 histone linker PHD RING helicase (gene SHPRH). The record is from RefSeq and is a predicted model, not a curated record. Gene Ontology annotation, biological process: DNA damage response; protein polyubiquitination; nucleosome assembly. Gene Ontology annotation, molecular function: ATP binding; ubiquitin protein ligase activity; DNA binding. Gene Ontology annotation, cellular component: nucleus; nucleosome. Lineage: Eukaryota; Metazoa; Chordata; Mammalia; Didelphimorphia; Didelphidae.
CAAGCGACAACCUAGCCCGGAGGGCUCAGAGAUCGUCAGAUCCACCCGCUCCUCCCCGCAGCCCCGGUGCUAGGAGCGGCCCAGAGCGGCCGGGGACCCUGGGAGAGGAGAGCAGCGCGGCGCCGCUGACACUUUUAGGUUUUAUGUUGCUCAUCUAAGAAAACUUCAAAAUGAGCAGUCGGCGGAAGCGUGCCCCUCCAGUUAGGGUAGAUGAAGAAAAGCAGCAACAACUCCGGUGGAAUAUGCAUGAAGAUCGAAAAAAUGAAGUCCUAAUCCUUGAUGAUGAUGAUCAGCCUGUCCCAGGUCCAAGUUCCUCAUCUGUUCCUUUCGUUGUUUUAGAUGAUGAUAGUCCAGAGGAAGAAGUAACUCCCAAGAUCAAAAGAAGAUGUUCAAAGUCAGUGAGUUCAUUAACAGAUGAAGAGGAAACUGCCUGUAUUUUGCCCUCCAUAUUAGUCAAAUUAAAUGUUGUCAUUUCCCCUUUUCACAUAGAUAGUUCUUGGAAAGCAUUUUUAGGUGAACUAACUCUCCAGCUUCUUGCUGAGGAGAUUUUAAUCGAAAGUUUUCAUGAAAGAAAGUUUACUUUAAUGACAGCAGAUUCAAGUGAUCAAUUGCAGAUCUGUGUUCAUCCAAAGUGCAAAGAGGUAGAAGACCAACAAAAAGGACUUGAAGAGCUUAUCAGUGUUUCUGAAAAAAGUAUUUUGGUGGAAUCAUCCUUCAGUAAUGAAAUGUUAGAAGAUCUGAGGUGGCUGCAAAAGAAGAGAAUAAUAGAACUUUACCACAGACCUGAAGGGAUUCAGACCAUCAAGGUUGGAAUAUAUCUCUUGGAAGCUGGCUUAGCCAAACCUGAUUUUCUCAGUGAUGGAAGUGGGAGAAUUAAAAAAGCCAAUCAGCUGAUCCAGAAACUAAUGGAAAAGUUUUACAACUUCAUAAUUCCAGAUGUUUUGGAGGAAGAUGAAGAAGAAUCGGAUAGUGAACUGGAGAGACAGAACAUUGAGGAAUUAUAUGACUUUGUGAGACAUACACACCAGCAAGAAGCUCAGCAUUUACAAGAAAAUGUCCAGCACCCUGCCUUGAUCCCUGUGCUGAGACCAUACCAAAGUGAAGCUGUUAACUGGAUGCUGCUACGAGAAAAUUUCAGAAACUCUCCUGCCAAUGAAAAUGCCUUACAUUUCUUAUGGAGAGAGGUCAUUACAACAGAGGGGAUGACAUUCUACUAUAAUCCAUUUACAGGCUGCAUCAUCCGGGAAUACCCAAAUGCUGGGCCACAGUGGCCUGGUGGCAUCUUAGCAGAUGAGAUGGGUCUGGGGAAGACAGUGGAGGUUUUGGCUCUGAUUCUUUCACACACUCGACAAGAUGUCAAACAGGAUGUUCUAACAUUGCCUGAGGGAAAACUGGUAAAUUACUUCAUACCUCCACAACCUGCUGAAGGAAGCAAAAAGAAGAAACCUAAGAAGAUGGAGUUUCAAUCUAAGGAAAAAAUACAAUAUCCCAGUUUGCGUGUGAUGAUACUAGCAGCUGUAAAAGAAAUGAAUGUGAAGAAGGGAGCUUCUAUCAUUGCCAUCUUCAAGUAUGUCAGCACUAUAUACAGGUAUGAUGUACAGAGGAAUCGGCGGCUUCUGAAGAGAAAUUUGGAAAAAUUAAUUGCAGAACAAGUUGUGGAACAAGUCAAAGGUCAUGGUUUGGCUGGAUCUUUUAAACUGGGAAAGAAUUACAAGGAACAGAAGAAAUGUGAUAGAACUAAAAAACAGACAACAAAGAGUCCUAGAAAGAGUCUAAAUAAAUUUUCUGAUGAAGAAAAACAUCAAUCAGAGAGCAAGGACACAGUUUCUGAAAAUAAGGAAGAAAAAUCCCUAUCAUCAAACAUCACUGAGGAAGAGCAUGAUUAUUGUGAGGUCAGUAGAGACCAUGGCAGAUUAAGGAAAAAGCGGGAUCAACACUCAAAUGAAAAACUUCAGCCUAAAGCUAAAGAAUUACGUAGUGCUGAUUUGCAAAGAUCUAGUGAUCUUCCAAGUACUCAUGUUACUGUCUCUAAAAGUGAACCAAACUCUGAAGAAGACAACAUGAAGGACCAGGUCCCUGAAUCUCAAGACCAUGCUGGUAGUGAGAUACCACAUGCCAAUUCCAUAAGUCCCUUCAAUACUUCUGACUAUCGCUUUGAAUGUAUUUGUGGGGAACUUGGCCUAGUAGACUAUAAAGCCCGUGUUCAGUGUCUAAAAUGCCACCUGUGGCAACAUGCAGAAUGUGUGAACUACAAGGAGGAAAACUUGAAAAUUAAGCCUUUUUAUUGUCCCCAUUGCCUAGUUGCAAUGAAACCAGUUUCCACAGGAGCAACUUUGAUUAUCUCUCCAAGCUCUAUCUGUCAUCAAUGGGUGGAUGAAAUCAACAGGCAUGUGAGGUCAUCUUCUCUUCGAGUCUUGGUGUAUCAAGGGGUGAAGAAACAUGGCUUCUUGCAGCCUCAUAUGCUGGCAGAGCAAGAUGUAGUUAUCACCACUUAUGAUGUCCUUCGUUCAGAAUUGAAUUAUGUAGAUAUCCCCCACAGCAAUAGUGAGGAUGGGCGACGCUUCCGGAAUCAGAAGCGGUAUAUGGCCAUACCCAGUCCCUUGGUAGCAGUUGAGUGGUGGAGAAUCUGUCUGGAUGAAGCUCAGAUGGUUGAGUGCACCACUGCAAAGGCUGCUGAAAUGGCUUUGCGCUUGAGUGGAAUCAAUCGCUGGUGUGUCAGUGGUACUCCAGUACAGAGAGGAUUAGAAGAUCUCUAUGGGUUAGUGCUCUUCCUUGGUGUUGAUCCAUAUUGGGUCAAACACUGGUGGGAUCAACUUCUGUAUCGUCCUUACUGCAGGAAAAAUCCUCAACCCCUCUACAACCUUAUUGCCAAGAUAAUGUGGAGGUCUGCAAAAAAGGAUGUAAUUGACCAAAUUCAAAUUCCCCCACAGACAGAAGAUGUACACUGGCUUCACUUUUCUCCAGUGGAAAGGCAUUUCUAUCACCGUCAGCAUGAGGUGUGUUGUCAGGACGCCCUGGCAAAGCUUAGAAAGAUAUCUGAUUGGGCUCUGAAACUCAGCAGCCUUGACAGGAGGACCGUCACAUCUAUUCUCUACCCACUGUUGAGACUCAGACAGGCUUGCUGCCACCCACAGGCUGUUCGAGGAGAAUUCUUGCCACUACAAAAAAGUACUAUGACCAUGGAAGAGUUGCUGACUUCACUGCAGAAGAAAUGUCGAACUGAAUGUGAAGAAGCACAUCGGCAAUUGGUUUGUGCUCUUAAUGGCUUAGCUGGCAUCCAUAUCAUUAAAGAUGAGUAUCCCCAAGCAGUUGACCUGUACAGAGAAGUAUUACGUUCAUCUGAAGAACACAAAGACAAGCUUAAAACUGAUUCAUUACAAAGACUUCAUUCUACACACAACCUGAUGGAAUUGUUGCUAGCCAAGCACCCAGGAAUACCUCCUACCUUGAGAGAUGGCAAACUUGAGGAAGAGGCUGAACAACUUAGACAGCAUUACAUGAGUAAAUCCAAUGCAGAAGUUGCAGAAGCCCAUCAAGCUUUGCAGCCAGUUUUGCAGAUCAUCCGGGAACUUCAGAGGAAGACACAUGCAGGCUCACCAUGGUGGCUAGAUGUAAUCCAAUCAGCAAUUCAGUAUGCUAUCGAUGAAGAGCUUGUUCAGCGUGUGCAGAAUGAAAUAACCAGCAACUACAAGCAACAAACUAGUAAACUCUCCAUGGCAGAAAAGUUCCGGGACUGCAGAGGUCUUCAGUACUUGCUCACAACUCAAAUGGAAGAGCUGAAGAAAUUCCAAAAACUAGUGAGAGAGGCUGUGAAAAACCUAGAAGGACCUCCUUCCCGUGAUGUCAUUGAAGCUGCCACAAUCUGCCACCUUCGACCUGUCAGGCUGCCUCUCAACAACUGUGUCUUUUGCAAAGCUGAUGAAUUGUUCACAGAAUAUGAGUCGAAGCUAUUCUCUCACACAGUGAAAGGCCAAACGGCAAUUUUUGAGGAGAUGAUAGAAGAUGAAGAAGGCCUGGUGGAUGAUCGGUUACCUACCACAAGUCGAGGACUAUGGGCAACAAGUGAAACAGAGCGUUCUUUGAAAGCAAUCCUCUCUUUUGCCAAAGCACACCGACUAGACCUCAGACUCAUUGAGGAAGGGAAUACUUCAAUGGAACUCUUUGAAGCAUGGAAGAAGGAAUAUAAGUUGCUUCAUGAAUAUUGGAUGGUUCUGAGGGAUCAUGUAUCUGCUAUUGACGAACUUGCGAUGGCUACAGAACGCCUAAGAGUGCGGCAUCCUGAUGAGCCAAAGCCCAAUCCUCCUGUUCUUCACAUAAUUGAACCCCAUGAAGUGGAACAAAAUCGAGUAAAACUACUAAAUGACAAGGCAGUUGCCAAAUCCCAGCUUCAGAAGAAACUUGGGCAGCUUCUCUACCUUACUAAUUUGGAAAAGUCUCAAGAUAAGACCACAGGAGGAGUAAAUCCAGAACCUUGUCCAAUCUGUGCUCGGCAGCUGGGGAAACAGUGGGCAGUACUGACCUGUGGUCACUGUUUUUGUAAUGAAUGCAUUGCCAUUAUCAUUGAGCAGUAUAGUGUGGGCACCCGCAGAAGCUCAAUUAAGUGUGCCAUCUGCCGACAGACAACUUCACAUAAAGAAAUCUCCUAUGUCUUCACUGCAGAGACAGCAAAUCAGGAAGAGGAUAUUCCUGUGAAGGGUAGCCAUUCUACAAAAGUAGAAGCUGUGGUCCGAACUCUAAAGAGAAUCCAGUUUAAAAACCCAGGCGCUAAAUCACUCGUCUUCUCAACGUGGCAAGAUGUGCUAGACAUUAUUUCAAAAGCUCUGUAUGAUAACAACAUGGUAUUUGCACAAAUCAAUGGAAUUAACAGAUUUCAGGAGAACCUCUCAGCAUUUAAAUAUGAUCCCAAGAUCAAUAUUUUGCUGCUGCCCCUGCACACAGGAUCCAAUGGUUUAAAUAUCAUUGAAGCCACUCAUGUUCUCUUAGUAGAGCCUAUAUUGAAUCCUGCACAUGAGCUUCAGGCUAUUGGAAGAGUACACCGAAUUGGACAAACAAAGCCUACCAUUGUUCACAGAUUCCUAAUUAAGGCAACAAUUGAAGAGAGAAUGCAGGCAAUGUUGAAAACUGCUGAGAGGAGCCAUACUAGCUCAUCAAUGAAGCAAUCGGAGGCUUCAGUCUUGACAGUGGCUGAUCUUGCGGACCUAUUUACUGAAGAAACUGAAGAACUUGAAUGAACCAUACUUAACAUACAUUCAACUCAGAAAACUCAUGCAUUCACAGGCUUUAAAAUUUGAAUUUAGUACAAAUGAAGUCACGAGUCAUAAAUUCCAGUAGAUGUCACCCAACUCUAUUCUUAUGAUAGAUGAAGCUUCUUUUGGGUAUUUUCACCAUUCUCUUGUGGUGAGUGAAGCCCUUUCAACUUAUAGUUUCCAAAAGAACUAUAAAGGCCUUUGGUACUAUACAUAAAAUUCAUUUUGGUCCCAAAGAAUAUCAGCAUAUAAUUUUGAAGGGGAGGGAUAAUGCUAUACUUUUCAGUAUGAUUAGUUAGAAUAAGAGGAAAGGCAUAAAAUAAGUGUGCAAACUAAUUUUUCUAGUUUAUAUUGGCCUAGAGUUGAAUCAACAGAAAUGUUUUUCAAGGCAGGAAGGGAUUCUAAUAUCGUUAUUAUGCAACUCACCGUUUCCUCUUAGUAGUAUUUUAAGUAAGUGGUGAAUUAUCCUAACUACUAACAUUUAAGUGGAUUUAAAACAUAACUUACAUAGAAAUAGCACAGUAAUUACAUGUGAACAGAACCCUUUGCAAUCAGUUGCUCAUGUUGAGUUUUUCCUUUUAUAUACAUCUUUCUCUUAAAAAAUCAACACACUGAAAUCUAAGUAUUUUACACAUUUUUACAACCCUUUAAAUAAGCCAUGUUGUUCAUGCUGACUUGUAAGAAUUUAACUUUGAUUAUAAAAUAAAAAAGUAUUUAACUAAAUUUUAUUUCAUUUUAUACUUUUAUUAGCAUGAGCAGUUCUGUUAAGUCUCAGAAACAUUAAAAAUAUAUUUAUUGUUUACUUUAAAUGUUACAAAACUCUUUCUAAUUCAGAUUUUUCCUAAUGUUAAGUUUUUUAAAUGUUGAUGUAGCUAUGUAAAUAUUACUAAUUAUAACUUUUUUAUGUUUUAUAGUUGAUAUGAUUGUAACCUGAUAAUAUAUCAGUGGAGUUUUUUUUAACUGUAUGAAUGUAUUAUGUUUUCUUUGCCCCCUCUGCAUGAUGUAACUGUGCUUUUUAAUCCACUGAAUGUAUUUUAAUCUAUUAUAGUUUACUGUUUUACCUAGAUGAGACCCUUCCCCCUCCAAAAGAAAAAAAAAUUAGGCCAGUGUCUUUUUUGAAACAACAGAGUAUCAUGUGCAAGUAAGCAAAUAAUGAAAACAUGAUAUUUCUUCUGUGAAGAAUUACCUGGACAAGGGAUUUGAGUGUCUGCUUCCCAGUCAUUUGGCACAAUCAGAAUAUUUAAGUUUUCAUUGUUUUAUUCAAGCUCUCAGGCUUAUUUAUAAUCCACUGGCAUUAUAGUGGUUAGACUGGUAUCUUAUUUCUUUUUACCUUUAAAUCCCCAGAAAACUAAAGUUAGAGACACUGCUGGAGUAGCAUAUUUGAUCAGAGGCUUGGAUGUUUGCUGUCAUUCUGGGUUAAAACAACCCUGUUUGGCUCAACUAAAGAAAAUCCAUUUAAGCAGUCUUGGUGCCUGUUCUUCAGUUGAAGUAAAAUAUGCAUGGACUCUCUUAGCAGGGAUCAGACCAUGUCCACAGAGGGCAUGAAGUCCAUUGGGUGUAAUUUAAUUAUAAGCAUGCUUAGGGUUUUCAUUUUGUAGUCUUCCAAUAUAAUAUUCUCUCCAGAGUUAAGUUUUUAGAGAUACUAUCUGGUAUGCUUGAAUUUUAGAGAAAACAAAUUGCUCUUCCGUAUAUAUGUAACAAAUCAAAGGUGAGACAAAGAUAUUUUGGUAGGGAUAGAAAUGAUGGGAAAUUUUUAAUAUUCUGAGUUAUGGAACUUGCAUUCAAUCUUCUAAAGCUCUUAUAUACCCCAACCAAAGGUACUAAUAUGGGUUCUCUCCCUUAGCAUAGAUUUUAGAAUAAAGUCCUACCUUACUGUAUCAAUUUUUUUAGCAUAUUUUUGCUUAUUCUAGGCAAACAUCCCUCUUCUGAAACUUCUAGACUAUCUCUGUAAACUGUUUUCCCCAACACACCCACUUUUGGAGGCAUACAGUACCAUGCUUAUACACAUAGCUCUUGUGUCAGAAAUACAUACUAAGAGAAUGAACUCGUGAAGAAAAAUUAAGUCAACUUCAUUCAUCUUUUACAGAAGUGAAAUUUGUUUCAGUGUCAGUAGCACUGUCAAACUUAUUGGAAUGAAAAAGGCCAAAUUAGAAGCAGAAGAAGAUUUAAAAAUAUAUACUAAGCAUAUUUUGCCUAACUCAGAAAUUUCUUCUUACUGUAGGACUAAUUUACUUUUUUUAUACUUACUGCAAUUUUCAAAGUUCCAGCUUUUCAUCUCAGUGUAGCUGAAAAAUCUACAUAUUUAGUUGUAGAGCAUUUGUGAAAACAUUUCAUUGCUUUCACAUUGUGAUAAUAGUGCCAGACCAAGGCCUACUACCAGUGACUUAGAUUCAAGAGAUACACAAAUAUAUAUAUAGAUACAUAUAUAUAAAAUCACUGAGGCUUAAAGCUCCCAUUAUUUAUUAAAUAUGUAAUGCCUUAUUUAGUAUUCCAAAGACGCAGUGCUGUCAAGCCAAGUGAUCCCCUUUUCUCUGUUUUCAUGGACAAGAGAACAAAUUACAACAGCUUGUUAAAUCUCCUUUUCACUUUUCUCUCCAUGGGCUUCAGUAUGAUUAAGUUCCUUUUCUUUAAUAAUUUACAUGCUAAGCUUUCGAAAGCAAGAGACACUAGCUGUAUUUAAUAGCCACAGGCUUACUUAAAUGCAAUUAAAAAAAACUUUCUAGAAAUAAAAGAAAAGGUAUUUAGCCAAGUGAUAUGUAGUAACAAGCCACAUCAAAACUUGAAGUUUACUGACCUAAAAACUGAAACCUUACCAAAACAAUGCAAAGAAUCUAGGAUAUUUUACCAAGGGUCAUGGGUUUUUAUUAAAGCUAUAGCUUCAAAGUAUUCUCAGCUAUCACUUAAUAUUUAUAUUAUACCUUAGAUCCCAAAGAGUCUCUGAGCCCAUCUGUUUACCAGCAUAACAAUCAUUAGAGGGCUAUGUACAAUUCACAAAAGUUAUUUCUUUAUGACCUGCUAAUAGGGUCAGAAAUCCCAACUCCAUUUAUAGUGAUAAUCAAAAUAGGGGAUUCAAAUAUCCCAGGAUGGGUGUCUGUAACCAUUUUCAAAUUAAAGGACAGAUGAAUAGAUGUUCAGAAAAUAGUAUAGCAGUAGAAUCUUAGACCUAUAAAUCUUUGUUCCUUCCUUCUGAUAGUGCCUCACAAAAUUGAGACUAUUCUGUUAUGUUAAUAAAGAACUUUGGAAGAAGAGAUUCUACAACUUCCCUUGGCAACCUCUCCUAGUGUUGAACAGCAGUCACUGUCAGGAAUUUCUUAUAUUUAAUCCAGAUUUUUCAUGUUGUAUUACUAAAACUUGUUUAUCCUUGUUCAAUGGAAAUUCUGAGGGUGGUUAUCAUCCUCUGUAUAGUAGCCAUUCGUAUUCAUGAAGAUCAUCAUUAAAUUGCCCCUCUGCCUUUUCUUUCUGCAGUUCCUGUAGACACUUCUUUCAAAGAUCAUAUUCUCAAACCCCUUAAUCAUCUCUCUUUCCUGAAGCCUCCCUAUGUUGUCCAUAUCAUUCUCAAGCUAUGGCGCCUUAAAAGGAGGGGAGGGAUCUAGACUAAGAACACUUUCCUGAGAUACAGGAGUUUUUCCAGGUCUCAUAUUCUCAUGCCAGGCAGUUUUGAUUACUGUUUAUUUUGCAAUCCAUAAUGUCUUCCUUUAUUUUCUACUUAUACUGCAAAGAUCCAAAUCCAGUUUUUCUUAUAAUCUAGUUUCUUUUCAGUUGUAUCAACCAUCCAAUCAAUAUAGCCCUAUUAGGUUGAUAGAUUUAGAGCUGGAAGUGACAGUAGAGGUCCCCACAUCUUUGAUGAGGAAAAAAAAAAGGUUCAGUGUCUUGUCUAGGGCCAUAAGUAGCAAAAUUAGAUAGGACUUGGGCUCAGAGACCUGAGAUUUUGUUUAUUUUCUCCUUCCAAGACCUCUAAACACCUCUGCUUAAGUCCUCAUUUGGACUUCUUAAAUCCCUUCCUUGUGUCCUUUUUAUUGCUUUCUCUACUCGUAGCAUCUGUUCUCCUUUAUUUUAGCCUACCUACCUCCUAUUUAACUCUUUUUCAGACCCUGCCUCAGAAAUUCCAUAGAUGAAGAGAACUCUAUUACCUGUUUUAUAACUUUGAAUAUUUUUUCCCUUAACUUGCAUAGAAAAGAUGUCUUCCUUGGCAAAUGCAAAUGAGACUGUUUUUUAAAAGUGUGUUUUAGUGUCUGAUCUAGCUUUAAUCUAUCAAAAUGUUUUUAACAUGAUUAAUCUAUUGAACUAUUAAAAUAAAACAACCAUGUUCAAUUAUUUGAGUAAAACUGCCUGACCGACAUUUUCUACUUUAAAACAAAAUAAAAAUCUUGCAAAUAAUCCAAUUGCUGUUCAUAUUUUAUAUCUCUUUUCAACUUCAUGCUUAUGGUCUUUGUAUUGUAAUACUAGUUAUGAUAAAAUAUGGUGUGAAUAAAUCUCUUUAUAUAGCA